Messenger RNA from Talpa occidentalis (Iberian mole), 1299 nucleotides. It is a transcript of the gene RASL10A, whose product is annotated as RAS like family 10 member A. Gene Ontology annotation, molecular function: GTP binding; GTPase activity. The coding region runs from base 1 to 612 and encodes 203 amino acids. NCBI's taxonomy places the organism in Eukaryota, Metazoa, Chordata, Mammalia, Eulipotyphla, Talpidae. The transcript has 3 exons. The record is from RefSeq and is a predicted model, not a curated record.
AUGGGCGGCAGCCUGCGGGUGGCCGUGCUGGGCGCCCCGGGGGUGGGCAAGACGGCCAUCAUCCGCCAGUUCCUGUUCGGUGACUACCCGGAGCGCCACCGGCCCACGGACGGGCCGCGCCUCUACCGGCCCGCGGUGCUCCUCGACGGCGCAGUGUACGACCUGAGCAUCCGCGACGGCGACGGGGCUGGAACCGGUCCCAGCCCCGGGGGUCUGGAGGAGUGCACAGACCCGAAGGGCUGGAGCCUGCAGGACACGGACGCCUUCGUGCUGGUCUACGACAUCUGCAGCCCCGACAGUUUCGACUACGUGAAGGCGCUGCGGCAGCGCAUCGCGGAGAACAGGCCGGCAGGCGCGCCUGAGGCGCCCAUCCUCGUGGUGGGCAACAAGAGGGACCGGCAGCGACUACGCUUUGGACCUCGGCGCGCCCUGGCCGCCCUGGUGCGCAGGGGCUGGCGCUGCGGCUACCUCGAGUGCUCCGCCAAGUACAAUUGGCACGUGCUUCGGCUGUUCCGCGAGCUGCUCCGCUGCGCCCUGGUGCGCGCGCGCCCCGCACACCCGGCCCUGCGCCUGCAGGGGGCUCUGCACCCGGCGCGCUGCAGCCUCAUGUGACCGAAUUGGACGCCGCCGCCCGAGGCGGGGGGAGGUUUGUGGGCAUUUGAUUGAAUAACCCGGGCCCCGGAUUGGACAAGGUUGCCCAACUUCUCUCGGAUUGGACGGGGCAGAGUCUCCGCCCUGCUUGAAGCAAGUCCCGCCCGCGGCUACGGGCCUUUGUUGGAACCUCUUUGGGCCGCAUCAGGCCCUCGGCCCCAUUGGACAAGAUCAGAGCUUUCUGGGACCUCACUGGGGCAAGACACGUGGCGCGGAAGGGACUUGGCAAUGAACCUGGAGGUUCCCAGAUGGCUCCUGGGGCUUCGCUGCACAGACUCUUAAGUCGCACCUCCCAGGAGGUAAUAAAAGGGGAAACAGUUCAAGUGUCCCUCGCCUUCCAGGAAUGGGCGCGAGGAGAGCUGCCAGUGUUGCCCCUGGCAGUUAACCCAUUGUGAAAUAAGGGCCCCCCAAAGAGUGUGAUGGCCCCAAGAAGCAGACACAAGGGACUGGAACAAAACUUUACUGUCAGGCUCUGCAGGGCCGUGGGCCCGUAGGCGGGGGCCUCGCCGGGCGCCCCGCCUCCUCUAAGGCAUUCAAUAAUAUUAGUAAUUAAAUAGCAACGCUCAUCCCCCAACCGGAAUGUACAGAGGAAGUCCCGUUGUGCCGUGGUCCCGAGGGUUCUAGUCCCGUGAGGUCUGGUCCCCAAGA